GCGGAACUGUGGGCGGCACCGCGUUCCGGGAACUUCGGGCACCGCCUCCGGGACCCCCUGCCCGCCCGCAGGCAGGAUGGUGCCUACCUCGUGCCCCGCGGUGUCUGUCUGCUGAUGUGCUGAGCCUGUGCCCGCCAUGUCGCACUCCAUCUCGGCCUUCCAGGCCGCCUACAUUGGCAUCGAGGUGCUCAUCGCCCUGGUCUCAGUGCCCGGGAACGUGCUGGUGAUCUGGGCUGUGAAGGUGAACCAGGCGCUGCGGGACGCCACCUUCUGCUUCAUUGCAUCGCUGGCCGUGGCUGAUGUGGCCGUGGGCGCCCUGGUCAUCCCGCUGGCCAUCCUCAUCAACGUGGGGCCUCAGACCUACUUCCACACCUGCCUCAUGGUGGCCUGCCCCGUCCUGAUCCUCACGCAGAGCUCCAUCCUGGCCCUGCUGGCCAUCGCGGUGGACCGCUACCUCCGUGUCAAGAUCCCUCUCCGGUACAAGACGGUGGUGACCCCGCGGAGGGCGGCUGUGGCCAUCGCUGGCUGCUGGAUCCUCUCGCUUGUGGUGGGCCUGACGCCUAUGUUCGGCUGGAACAAUCUGAGUAAGGUGGAGAUGGCGUGGGCGGCCAACGGCAGCGUCGGGGAGCCCGUGAUCAAGUGUGAGUUCGAGAAGGUCAUCAGCAUGGAGUACAUGGUCUACUUCAACUUCUUCGUCUGGGUGCUGCCGCCGCUGCUCCUCAUGGUCCUUAUCUACCUGGAGGUCUUCUACCUGAUCCGGAAGCAGCUCAGCAAGAAGGUGUCGGCCUCCUCCGGUGACCCGCAGAAGUACUACGGGAAGGAGCUGAAGAUCGCCAAGUCUCUGGCCCUCAUCCUCUUCCUCUUUGCCCUCAGCUGGCUGCCCCUGCACAUCCUGAACUGCAUCACCCUCUUCUGCCCCACCUGCCACAAGCCCACCAUCCUCAUCUACAUCGCCAUCUUCCUCACGCAUGGCAACUCAGCCAUGAACCCCAUCGUCUACGCCUUCCGCAUCCAGAAGUUCCGGGUGACCUUCCUUAAGAUCUGGAAUGAUCAUUUCCGCUGCCGGCCGGAGCCCCCCAUUGACGAGGACCUCCCUGAAGAAAAGGUGGAUGACUAGACUGCGUGUGCCCCUGCCAGCCCACGUCUAGCAGGCCUCAGCCCGGACCCAUGUCCCCACUGUCCCUCUGGUCUUGCUGGGCUCCCACAGGUGGGCUGUGGCUGUGACACAAGGAGGCUCUCAGGAGAGGCCCUCAGAGCAGGGGCUCGUCCCCGAGGAGUUCACGGCCCUGCAUCCUGGGGGCCCGUGAGGGCAGUCUGUGGGGAAGGCACUGGGUGCUGUGGGGCGAGGGAAAAGUGUCUUGAGCCACUUUGUCUGCCCCUCCAUCCCAUGGGUGGUCCAGUGCUUCAGGGCGGGGCAGGUCCUGGGCGGGACUGUGGACGGGGCUUUGGGAUUGGGGGAGAAUGUUCAGGCCAGGGGAGAGAGUCUGCUGGUCUUAGGUGUUGAUGGUGUAGCUCUGAGACCCAGCUUCAGGACAGGAGGGCAUCUCUCCCAAGAUGGAGGGUGGGAGAAACGAUGACGCCCUGGCCUUACUUUCUCUACUGUUCUCUAGAAGGUGGCCAGGAGCAGCUGCAGGGCAGGAAUGAAGGAGCGUCGGCCACCAACUCCAAGGAUUCUGUACUUUUGGCCACGACAGGGUCAGGAUACCUGCUCUACUAACCCAGGGCAGCCCAGGGUUGUACUUGAGAGAGGCAGAGGAGUGGUCCAGAAAUCAUUUCCCACAUUUGCUUUAUUCUUCACCAGCCCUUGGAUGGGGGUGCUCCAAGCCCUGGGGAGCAAGGCUCUGUAGCCACUGUCUUCAAGCAUCCGCCAGGGGGCAGCACCGAGGCUCUCAUGCCCGGAGAGUCCCAGGAGCCUGGCGUGCAACUUCCUAUCUUCUGGGCCACCACGUUCCACUAGCCCUCCGUGACAGGCUUGGGCUGCCCCGGGGACACCAUCACUGCUACUUCGAGGGCCAAUGGAGAAGAAAGCUUCAGUUCUUGGAGCUUUCUUUGGGGAAUGGGGUGAAGGAAACAUCCCAGAGGCCUGGAAGGUGGCGUGUGGCGGGCAGGAACCAUCCAGAAGGGACAUCGGCAGGGCGAGAAUGCAGGAAGGCUCUUCCUGGCAUUUAAUUCCCCAUGUGGCCCUUACUCUGCGGGGGACUUCGGAAGCUGUGGUGCAGUUGGAAUCCAGGCCUUGAGGGCUCUGACUCCUUGCCAAGAGCUGGUAGACCGUCAUGGAGGGUGGGGUGGGGAGAGAUGGUUAUGGAGCUCAUGGGUUCUGGGUGUGAAUACUGACUCCAGGCCUUUGCUUGCUGGAGAUGAGGUGUCCCUGGCUCCUAGUGGAGCCCCCUGUGACUAAUAAAAGACCGUGAACCCUCGUGGAGACAGCGUCUCUAGCACCCACUGCCACUGGUGUCAGAGGAACCAACACAGCCUCGGCAGAGAAGACAGAAUGGGGGCAGGAAGAAGCUAGGAGAGGGGGCGUCGGGAGGGGGUUGGAGCCAAGAGGGGGCCGGAGAGGUGUUUCUGUUGCUAUAGUUACGCACCUGGGGAAGCAACCCCCGAGUCAGCGAGAUCAUGACUGGAAAAUGCCCGGUGACAUCUUGAGACCCUUCCCGUGUCACUUUCCUCAAAGUGGCAUAUUCAGUGCCACCCCUGUAGCGACGCAGCGCCUCCCCUGCACAAUGACGCUCACUGCCGCAGAGGCCCCUGGGCCGCUGCAACACUGCUCUUUAUUAGGGUGCUUUUCACUGGCACACAGCUCGGCAGGGCAGCCUGACCUCUGUACCUUCUGGGCACCUUGUGCCAGGAGCCCUGGCCCGGGGCCUGCUGGGCCCACUCCCAGGUCCAAGACUUCGUCAUCUGGGGGCAGGAGGCCAGCAGGUACCAGGGGUGGCUCCUUCAGCCGUUGCUAUGGAAAUGCAGGUCUUGGGUGUCUGUGGAGCUGCAUUUUGGGACUGGUUCCGCAGGCCUGCAGGGCCUGGCAGAGAACAGAUCCUGCCAGAACAGAGCCCGGGUGUGGGCUGAACACCACCACGUGUUGGAAGAGUGAUUAGAGGUGGGAAAAUUACAUCUCUUCCCCUCCCUCCUUCAGGCCUGAUGCCCAGGGCCGAGCUCUGCCCACCACCUUUCUAGAUCCUUCCUGACUUAUCCAGAGCCUCAGAAUUGCUUGGGGAGGGAAGAUAGGGCAGGGUCUGUUGUCCCCACUCUUUGGGUGAGGAAAUUGCUAAGGUCGCCACCCUGGGCCUCCCCCUGCAGCAGCACCCACCUCCGAGGCUCAGCAGCUCCGCCCUGAGGUACAAAGCCUGGACACUGUGAGGUGGCCGUGACCCGGCCUGGAGCUGACUGCUGCUCUUCCCCCACUGUGCCCCUGCUGCCAGCCUCUGCUCUGCUUCCCUGCUGCCCCCACACAUAACACAGCCACCUACCUGUCUCCUCAUCCCAGCCUCUUCCCGUCACUCUUCAGUGUGUGGCUGAGGCUGGAAGAGACCCUGUGGUUAGAGCUUGGGGAAGGCGGAGGAAGUGAGAGGUUCAGGGUGACACACGGGGUCCUGUCUGCAAAGCACCCUGCUACAGGUGCGUAGCAGACCCUGCUUGGCAAGUUGUUCAGGCAGCCUCUUCUGUCCUCACCACCCUUUCUCUCCUGCCUUCACUUUCUGCUCUGAUCUGCACCUAGUCCAGUACCUAAUGAGGAGCUUCCAUCCUCCCAUCCGCAGCAGGGACUCUGGGGAGUGACCGUCUUCAGACCCACACCUUUGACCUCCAGCCGGCAAUCCACAGAAGCCUCCCCCAGCACAUUCACGGCCUUGCAGGUGUAGACUCCAGAGUCAAAGGGGCUGGGUUUCCGGAUCUCCAGGGUGCAGAUCCCUUGCUCAGAAAGGGCUCGGUACUUGGGGUUGCCUUUGAUGUCCAUGUUGUUUUUCAUCCAAAUGAUCUUGGGCUGGAGGCACCGACAGAGGAGCGAGGUCAGGGAUGGGUGUGGCCUGCGACAGGGCUCCCAAGGGCCACUGCAGUCCUUAGUACAGAUGCCUGGAGGAUUCUCUAGCCCUCCUGUCCCCAGCCAUCCCCCAGGCAGGGCCUCUCACCUUGGGUGAUGCCCGGACGCUGCAGAACAGCUGGGUGCUGUAGCCAGGGGUGGAGGUAUGGUCAGCCAGGGGCUGGGUGAAUGAGGGUGCUUCCGAGAAGUCUCGCUCAAUAAACCCUUGAGAUUUGGCCGUGAUAUCUGGGUUCAGGGGAGAAUUUGAGGUUACAGGAGCAGAGGCGACCUUGGAAGACUGGUCUUACCCAGCAUCUUUGGGAAGCAGGUCAUGGCACAUUCAUGGAAGGUAGAAAGAGAACGUCACAGAGGGAAGGAAACUGACACAGGGCUGAGGUGGGUCAGGGGAGCAGAGAGGAGUGGGUGGGGAAACUGGAGCCACAGCAGAUCUCUGCAGAAGGUGGAGACCAGCAACCUGGAGAUAGCACACUUCCUCUCUUGGUCUUUGGAGACCCAUCUGGUUUUCUUUUUUUUGAAACAAAAAUUUCUUCCUAAUUCUGUGCAGCUCAGUCUGGUGUUAACAAGAGUACACCUUCCAGAGCCCACACAAUCUGGCGGGGAGGGCCUCAGACACGUCAGGUGGUGGGAAGAAGGCCUGGAAUUCUACAUUUGACGCAAAAGGCUCGGCGCCUGCUAGAGACAGUAAAUGCCACAUUCUCCGUGUUCGUCUGUGUGGUGUUCUC
This is a messenger RNA of Fukomys damarensis (Damara mole-rat), 4758 nucleotides long. It is a transcript of the gene Adora1, whose product is annotated as adenosine A1 receptor. Gene Ontology annotation, biological process: G protein-coupled adenosine receptor signaling pathway. Gene Ontology annotation, cellular component: dendrite; synapse; membrane. Gene Ontology annotation, molecular function: G protein-coupled adenosine receptor activity. The record is from RefSeq and is a predicted model, not a curated record. Bases 137 to 1117 code for a protein of 326 amino acids. The transcript has 3 exons. Lineage: Eukaryota; Metazoa; Chordata; Mammalia; Rodentia; Bathyergidae.